Magallana angulata is the source of this 2725-nucleotide messenger RNA. RefSeq lists its product as uncharacterized. Gene Ontology annotation, molecular function: zinc ion binding; ubiquitin protein ligase activity; translation repressor activity. The record is from RefSeq and is a predicted model, not a curated record. Gene Ontology annotation, biological process: protein polyubiquitination; proteasome-mediated ubiquitin-dependent protein catabolic process; negative regulation of translation. The coding region runs from base 1059 to 2696 and encodes 545 amino acids. NCBI's taxonomy places the organism in Eukaryota, Metazoa, Mollusca, Bivalvia, Ostreida, Ostreidae. The transcript has 2 exons.
CUGGUCAAUUUCAUUUUUUUCAUUUUCAGCUAUUGAAUCUCGCAUUGACGCAAUGGUAAUUGUUUUAAUAAUAAGUGCUGACGAUAGAUCAAAUGUUUAAAAUCGGUCAAGCAGAAUAUUGAAUAAUCUGAUAACAAAGGUCCUAUGAUAAAGAAGUUAGAGAAUCCCAAUAAAGAUUAAUAUGAUCAACAAAUCGGUAACAGUUGGCAUAUAGCAGAAUGUCAUUUUAAAAUUUUUGUGAUAUAUAAUGACCCGGGUUCUUGAAGUAAAAAGGCCCGUUGAUUUGCAUCAUACAACUUAACAUUUCUCUAAUCCGAUUUUAGCCUUCUUCAAAAAAACAAAAAUCAACACGGUCAGAAUUUCUGUUAAAGGAUUAUUCGAUAUUCCUAAAUAAUAGAUGGAUCAAUAUCAAUAAUAUAUAUAUCAAGUUUGAAGUCAAAUUAAAAGUACCCCAAAUAAGGAGUAAUUGUAUUACCUUUGUAACGCCCACCUUCAAUUAACAUUCUACAAAUAAAGAUCGUUGUAUUGAGCAAAAUAGACUUGACAGGAACAUUCUUCUCAACGUUAUCAGAAUGUCUGCAAACCCCUUCCCAGUGAAAAGAAUUACAGCUAUUGUAAGCUUCAUCUUCAGGCUGACGUUUGUGUUCGUUCAACAAUCGUUUUGAACAAAGAUUUAUGAUAUUGCGGUUACCCAUUUUGUAAGCCUUUUAAACUACACUCGGACAACUUUUCAAGACAGGCAGUAACUUAUAAAAACAGCUACCAACAAUGGGAUUCGAGUUACAUAUUCUUUGUCUUUAGAUGACAGUCAUAUAUUGACAUGACGUAGUCUAAUUCUAUUUGAUUAAGGUACUUGCGUCCUAUACGAUCAUAUUCCUGACUCUCUGUCUCCUUUAUGUUAACAUGUACUAUAAAGAGUCGGACGUCAACUAAAAUGUAUUAUAAAUAGUCGGAACUUAAUAACCUUUGGUAAUUUUAUUAAACGACAUGGCCAUGUAUUGUGUAGCCAUUGGAAACAGAACCCGGAAGUAUAAAUAAGAAUAACAAAACUUUCGAAGAUGGCAGAACGUGAUACGGAUUCGGAGGAUUAUUAUUCAUACGAGGAUGAUUUUGAGGAAGAAAGCGAGACGGAUGAAGAAGAGAGCGAAGAUGAAAACUUAGAGCUCAGUCAUCGAAAUGCUGCAGCGCCGGAUCUACGACUCAGUGCCCAACACGUUGUACUGUGUGAACUUUGCAAUGGGUCUGGCAUAAAGAGUUACUGUGUGCCUUGUAAGCAAAGCUUCUGCAAUGAAUGUGUUGGGAAGCACCUAUCUCAUUUAUCCAAAUCCCACAAAGUCGUGUCAUAUACCGAAAAAUUUGCUGUUGAAUCGAAAGCGAAGAGGAAAAAAAUCAAAAAGGAUUUGGAAGAAUUGGAGAACAAGAUUCAUCCUUUAUACAUGAAAAUUGAGCUUGGUUUGCAAUCUGAAAAGACCAAUGUUGAGAAACAUUAUGAAAGAGUUGAUAAAGCCAUAACCAGGUAUAAAGAAAACUGGCUGAAAGUUGUCAAUGAGAUUGCUAGAUAUGAGAAAUCGCGUGUUACUGAAUUUAAAUCCAAACACAUUUCUACUAUAGAACACCAGGAAAAUAGAAUUUCUAGCAAACUGGCUGAGAUAGAAGAGCAUAUUUCGUAUCUGAAAAAACUGCUGGACACUAGUAAAGACUUUAUUGCUGGUGGAUACGAAUCAAGGAAUGCUGAAUUCAAAAAACUUCCAUCUACUAAGACACUCCCACUUCCCGAGUAUGUUGCACAUCGAAUAGAUAAAACCGAACUGUACAACAAAUUCGGUUUUGUCACGUUCUCAAGUGUCACGCAGGAUGAAGACGGCCAUAUCGUGACAAACUCUUUACCUCGUAAAACAAAAGUUAUCAAAACCAUUGCAACCGAGAAUGAUGAUGGAAGUCUUGGAAGUGUAAGCUGUUUCGGUGACGAUAAAAUCUGGACAACUGUCCAGGGCAACAUCAUGGAGCUAUACAAUCUCGACGGGAAACUUCUGAAAUCGGUCAAAACUAGAUCAAGGAAUGACGCGUGGGACAUAACGACGACAAAGAGAGGUUAUCUCGUGUACUCAGACACAGGUUCAAAAACCGUUAACAGAAUGAGGAAAAAGCAUAUAAAAGAGCUGAUCAGACUUCGGGGUUGGACCCCUUGCUGUGUCUGCAGUACAUCUCUGGAUGGUCUGUUGCUGACCAUGAUCAGCGAGGAUAGGAAACAAUCAAAAGUUGUCCGUUAUACAGACAGCUGCGAAGAAAAGCAAACAAUUCAGCUUGAUGACAGGGGCAACCCUCUUUAUUCGACAAGAAGCUGGAAGCUUUACGUCAGUGAGAACAGGAACUUGGAUGUCUGUGUAGCAGACACGGACGCUAACGCAGUGGUGGUGGUCUAUCAGACCGGGGAUCUCCGUUUCAGAUAUACUGGUCCUCACUCAUCAUCCAAGCCACUCAAACCAGACGGCAUUACCACAGACAGCCAAUGUCGUAUUUUGAUUGCAGACAGUGACAACCACAAAAUCCACAUCUUAGAUCAGGACGGAGAGAUUCUUCGCUUCAUUACAUCUGACUUGUCGGAUGGUCCUUUUCGUUUAUGUGUUGAUACCAGAAACAACCUCUUUGUUGCUGAAAGAAACAGUGGAAGUAUUAAGAUGAUCGCUUACACUUGAGAACAAAAUAUCCGAAGUUGUAAUAUCCU